Messenger RNA from Cuculus canorus (common cuckoo), 3358 nucleotides. RefSeq names its product kynureninase (gene KYNU). NCBI's taxonomy places the organism in Eukaryota, Metazoa, Chordata, Aves, Cuculiformes, Cuculidae. Gene Ontology annotation, cellular component: cytoplasm. The record is from RefSeq and is a predicted model, not a curated record. Gene Ontology annotation, molecular function: pyridoxal phosphate binding; kynureninase activity. The coding region runs from base 111 to 1547 and encodes 478 amino acids. The transcript has 15 exons. Gene Ontology annotation, biological process: NAD+ biosynthetic process.
GAUAUCGAUACAGAUUUUUAAGUAGAGAUUCAUUGUGUGCCUGUCAGCACUGUGCUGGGUAGAAAGACUAGACACCUGUUGACUUCGAUAGGUUUUGGGUCGGGCCUCAAAUGGAAACAAGACCCAUCUAUGCUUGCCAGGUGAAAUUGGAUGACCUGAAAAUGGAUCCAUCUUCUGUGUUACCAGCAACCAUUUUAGAACAAACUGCCUCGCGGCUAGGAUGCAGUCCCACAGAUAAGAAGCUUGCUCUUCACUUAGAUGAAGAAGAUGAGCUAAAGCAUCUUCGCGAAUGUUUCUGUAUCCCAAAAGUCAAGGAUCUGCCUCCAACUGAUCUGAGCCUGGUGAAUGGAGAGGAGAGCUGUGUGUACUUUGCCGGGAAUUCUCUUGGUCUCCAGCCAAGAAAAGUUAAAACUUACUUGGAAGAAGAAUUAGACAAGUGGGCUCAAACAGGUGUUCAUGGUCAUUUCAAUGGUCAGCGCCCAUGGGCUUUGGCAGAUGAGUGCAUCGUGGACCUGAUGGCUAAGCUGGUUGGGGCCCAAAAACAUGAAGUAGCCUUAAUGAAUGGGCUGACUGUUAACUUGCACCUCCAGAUGCUAUCUUUCUUUAAGCCAACUCCAAGACGCUAUAAAAUUCUUCUAGAAGCCAGAGCCUUUCCCUCUGACCAUUACGCUGUUGAAUCCCAGCUUCGACUUCACGGGCUCGAUGUGGAGAAAUGCAUGCUCAUGAUGCAGCCACGGCAGGGGGAAGAGACCUUGAGGAUUGAAGACAUCCUUGCUGUAAUUGAGAAGGAAGGGGACUCUAUUGCUGUCAUUCUGUUCGGUGGGGUGCAGUACUACACGGGACAGUUGUUUGACAUCCCUAGAAUAACAAAAGCUGGCCAAGAAAAGGGUUGCUUUGUUGGAUUUGACCUAGCUCAUGCUGUUGGGAAUGUAGAGCUUCACUUGCAUGACUGGGGAGUAGAUUUUGCCUGCUGGUGCUCCUACAAGUAUUUAAAUUCUGGAGCGGGAGGCCUCGCUGCUGCCUAUAUUCAUGAGAAGCACUCCCAGAGUAUUAAACCAGCGCUAAUCGGCUGGUGGGGUCAUGAAUUCAAAACACGAUUCCUUAUGGAAAACAAAUUACAACUAAGUGAAGGAAUUAAUGGAUUUCGGUUAUCGAAUCCUCCAAUUUUGCUGGUCUGUGCUCUGCAAGCUAGUUUAGAGGUUUUUGGUCAAACUACAAUGAAAGCAUUGAGAAGGAAGUCUGUUUUACUCACCGGUUACUUGGAAUACCUGAUAAAGUACUACUACAAGGAGGAUAAAACAAAUCCAGAGAAGCCCUUUGUGAAAAUAAUCACGCCAUCUCGGAUUGAGGAAAGAGGAUGCCAACUUACACUAUCUUUUUCCCUUCCAAUCAAGUCUGUGUUUAAAGAGCUGGAGAAGAGAGGAGUAGCUUGUGACAUGCGAGAACCAAAUGCUCUUCGCGUUGCCCCAGUUCCUCUCUACAAUUCUUUCCAUGAUGUGCACAGAUUUAUUGAAAUCCUGAGAUCUGCAAUUACAUCUUCGAAAUAAACAGCAAACAAUACUGCGCUAUCUGGUUCUUAUUGAUGGCUCAGCUGUAUCUUUUAAUCUAUUUUUGACUAAGAUGCAUUUAUCCUGCUGAGCGACUCUUUGCUUCGAGUAGACUGUGCUAUAUCCUAUGCAAUUUGCAAAAAAAUGACUGUGCUUGAAUAGUUAUUUAUAACAGACAUAGUUUUAUUAAAGCUCAUAUUUCCACUCUGCUUUGACUUUGACUUCAUGAAUUAGUAUGCUUUAUAUAUUUUAAUGGGGCUUUUCUUAAACAUUUUAUUACAUUAGCUUUGAGAAGCAUGGAAGAUUUGCUAUCAACUAGAACAGGAAUGAAAAAAAAAAUCCCUUCUUUAUUAUAAAAAUGAUGCAUAAUAAAAAGUAGAAUACAGACAAAUCACCAACAGCUAAAAGAUACCGUCCAAUUUACAUUUUUAAUUUAUCAAUUCUAUUUAAAGUACAUGGUAUACUGUAAAAGUUAAAGUUGAACAAUUUGUUGUUUAAAACUGUUCACUGCUGCAUACUAAAUAUUUCAAAGGGCUCAACAUUUUAGAAUUCUAUUAAUCAUUAAUUAAUGAUUUAAUUGAAGAAUGAACUUGCAUUGCAGAUAUCGUCUUUAGUGUGAUAUAGUUGGCUAAAACAAAACAUCUACUGUUUAUCUUUCUAGGUAGUCAUCUUGGAGCUCAAAUACUUGAGAAAGCUGAGAACAAUUUUAAAUUCAUGUGACUGAGUGUUGAGGGCUGUAUGAGCAUUUACUGUAAUUUUAACAAGGCUUAUUUCAGAUUAGGUAAAAUGAACUCUGAACUGUUUAAGCCGCUGCAAAAUAUCUCAUUGUUAACUUACAGUGUGGCCCAAAUUUUACAGAGAUUUGCACAAGACAGCUAAAAACAAUGAAGAAAAACUGCUUACGCUUAACCACCACUUUACCUGGAGUUCUCUUGAGACGUAAAUAACACCUUAAUAUAAAUGGCAACUAACAUCUUGUCUGUAGCUCUUCAGCUCUAACCCUUCAUCUAGAAUAAACUAAAAAUUUCUCCCUGAUGGUAUAAAAUGUGUCUAAUGUUUGGUAUGACCCACUUUGAAACUUACUUCUCAUAGUAUUUUUUUAUUCUACCUCAAGGGUAAGAAAGGACUUCAGGGAAGAAGUGAGUAUUUGACUCAAAGGCAUUUUUACUGGUUGAAGUUUUCUCACACUUUGAGCAUCUCCUGCUGCACAGGGAAACCUGUGUAUACCUCUGCUCUAAAAUUCCCCAAAGAUAAGUAGUUUUAACAUCUUGCUGCAGUAACACCUAUUUCAUUGGCUGCAAUGUGUAGGGGGAAAGAUGAAAGAACUGCAAAUAAAGCAUUUGUUGGCAUUUUUAGCAAAUAUGAAGAGUUCAGAACAGCUUCUAGAACUGGAAUAUUGUUUCAAAAAAUAGCACUGGAGUUUAUUCAGUUGGAAAGCUCUGGCUUACUCAAGAAGCUUUGGUUACAUUGAUGUUAUGGCUUUUAAUUCAGCUGAGACUCUAUCAUUGUAUUGCAGAUCAGGUAUCUGUAUUCUGUGGCUGUCGUUCCGUUUUUGCACUCGCCGCUGCAGCACAGCUACUUUCGUCUGUCAAGUGACAUGAUCUUAGAAAAAGGACCAUUUUCCGUAAAGUGACUGUUGAUGAAGGGAGUACUGAAUGUUAAACUCUGGCAGACUGCAGCGUUGAAAAGGGUUUUAGUUCACUGCCAGUACCUUUAAAUCACUUGUGCUGCUGUACAGCUCUGGUUGAUGGUCACUUAUGUCUUCACUGUAAAGUUAGGCAAGCUUAAUAAAGAUUCAGAUCUGACACCAG